This is a messenger RNA of Fragaria vesca subsp. vesca, 1510 nucleotides long. RefSeq names its product F-box/LRR-repeat protein At3g48880-like. Gene Ontology annotation, molecular function: protein binding. The transcript is spliced from 2 exons. Lineage: Eukaryota; Viridiplantae; Streptophyta; Magnoliopsida; Rosales; Rosaceae. Bases 88 to 1038 code for a protein of 316 amino acids. The record is from RefSeq and is a predicted model, not a curated record.
CCCAGUUUCCAUUGUCAUCCUUCCAGAUUUUCAACCACCACUCUGUGUCGGAUCGCCCACCUCAAACCUCCACAACAACAACCAAAUAUGGAAGAGGGUGAUUCCCUUCUCACCUUAAGAAGAUGGGAUGAUCUCAACUCCGACAUACUACGUAAGAUUUUCGGUUCUUUCGACUACAUCAGUGAUGCAACCUCAGCUAUUGCUCAGGUUCGUUGCAGCGCCGUUUGUAUUGCUUGGCGUUCGAUUCUAUGUGAUCCUCAGCUCUGGGAUGUUCUAGAUUUGUCUUGGUUGAAAUCCAACUUCAUCAAGAUCCAUCAGGAGCCUUACGUCUAUGUGGAUAGCCGGUCCGACGAGACAUUGAGCCGGGUUUUGAAGGUCUCGUUGAGUCUUAGCAGAGGUAACAUUACCACUUUGGUUUUAAACCCCGAGUUGUAUAUCAGUGACGACCAGCUGACGUUCACUGCUGAAAGGUGCCCGAAUCUAAAACGACUAGUGAUGCCAACCGGGGACAGAAUAAAGAAGACUGGAAUCUGCCAGGCAAUUCGGAAUUGGCAAGAACUCGAAUCGCUGACAGUGCCGGGCAUAAUGUAUCCCCCGUACCUAAUGGAGGUGAUCUCCAAUCACUGCAGUAACUUCAGGGAGCUAAAGAUCAUGGGUCGUUUCGACGUCAGAUUCGCUUCAACAUUAGUUGGUACUUAUCUUCCUAAUCUCAAGGUCAUGAGCCUGCGGUGUUCGCAGCUGGUUAGGGAAGCUUUGAUCACUAUAUUGGACGGGUUACCACAGCUAGAAGUCCUCAAUAUAGCACAUUGUGUGCUUCUGAUUGAACCCCCGCGGCGUAAUCAGCCUCUCCAAAUUGUUGAGGAGCUUGAUGAAGUUAUUCUUGAGAAGGCUUCUCGGUUAGAGAGAUUCAUAACGUGCACGCAAAUAGACCGGUGCAUCAUGUGCCAAAGGGCCAGAAACGAUGGGGGGAUUAUGAAAUGGUAUAAAUAUGAAGAAGGGCUCUGGAAACAAGAUGAGGUGAACACUCUUGCUCUUUGAUUCUAUUCGAGUGUGUUAUGCUUGUAACUCCAAAAAUAAGUUCUGUAUCAAAUCGGGAUAUUUAAUUUAUGGAGAUUACAGUGGUUAGAGAAAGUUGGAGGAGAUAUAUAUCAUGGUGAUGAUGUGAAUAAAGCCGGAGAUUAUGAAGUAUGGCAUAUAUUGAAGGUUAUCGAAGCCACCGUCAUUUUCCUCGACUGAACUCCGUGACUCCUAGCUCUUAGCAACCCAACAAUCAACUCAAGUGUCGCCAAAUUGGAUAGUUAUGAGAGCACGUCCAACAAAUUCCUUAAAUUCUUUGAAUUUCUUUAUUUUGGGGAAUAUGGGAUCAUUUUCCACUCCAACAGUUUCCCUAUCUCAUUCCCUAAAAUAGGGAAAGAGAUGAAAGAGAAACUUUGUUUCCCUAUAUUUACAGAUUCUCUAAAAAUAUUUAGGGAAAGAAGAAUUGAAUGUUACACAUUCUUCAAAGCUUAAA